UCUUGCUUUCUACUGCUUUUGUUAAUGUUUGAAUAAGUUUUUGUAUGAUUGUUGUAUUGUUGUAUAAAAAAAAAAAAAAAAAAAAAUUCUUUACACACUUCUUCUAAAGACCUACAUGUUAGAACUGUUCAGUGCAGCUAAAAAAAUCAAACAUUAACAGGAAUCAAUCCCUCCAGUCUAAACACCUCCUCAUAAUCUUCGAUGCUGUUUUCUUUGUUAGUAACCAUACUCUGAACUCAGAUCUCAGAAUUUCUUAUGUUACAGACCAAACCAAAUUGUGAUAUCUCAAAUUCCACUCCAAAUUGUCUCUUCAUUUCCAACUCUCUCAUCCAAGACCUUUCCGUUCUUACCCUCCCAAAUAAUGCCCCUAGAAGAUUAAAGCCUCGCAGGCCUUGUGACUGACUGUGCACAUAAAGACAUCUGCUGAUUACAUAUGCAUCAUAAGCAGUCAACGGUAUUACCUAAUGUUGGUCAUGAUGGGUGGUUCACAUACAUGCUUAACAUACCACUUUUUUUUUUCCAAGUAACCUAUCUGCUCCUUGCAUAUAUUGAUACAGUUGUGGAUUAUUAAUAAUCUGUAAAGACAACUCAAUGACAUGUAAUUUUUUAAUUGUGUAACAAGUAAUUAUUUCAUAUAUAAAAACAGGAUGCUAAAUCUAAUUUUAGAGAUAAAAUUUAUAUAUACUGUCUCUGCGUACUAAGAGCUAAACUAUUGUAACUUUAGAUUGAAAGUAUUCUGAAUUUUUGGCAUAUUUUUAUCAUGAUUAAUUAAUCUGAAAUGGGAAAAAAUAUUUCUCAAAGUUCAUUUAACUUUACAUUUAGCAAUGUAAAUACUAGUAAAAUAGUUUGUUUUGAUAGUAGGUUAAAAAAGUUAGUGGUCGUUCUUAUAGUAUGCAUAUAGAAUGCAUUUUAUAAAUUACCCUUUUAUGUUUUACAUUUAAUUAUUAAUAAUUUCUAAUUGUUUAUUAUUUUAGAUAUUAUUUAACACAAAAGCAAGCCGUUAUGUCACCUCAUGCAGACUGGAGGGAAGAACAUAGACUCCUAGUAGAAAAAAUCCAAUAUAUCUAUCUGUCAGGCGUUCUAAGCAACAUUGUUUUAACCGUUAAAAAUGGGACAAUGUCCAAGGAUUUCAAAGCUCAUUCGCUCUUCUUAGCAAUGGCAAGCCCAGUUUUGGAGAAAAUAAUUGGAAAACAGCAGGCGAAACACAGUAAAAAAACUAUUGAAGUUUUGGGUGUGAAUCCUCAAGUGUUUGAAUCGUUUUUAGAUUAUAUCUAUCUUGAAAGGGUCAACUGGCAAUCAUUUGAGCAGGCUUGUGAGCUUUUUAAACUUGCAGAUAAAUACCGCAUAGUGCACUUAAAGCAAUUGUGUGAAAAAUAUAUAAGGGAAAACGUAAAUGGCAACACUGCCUGCAUGGCAUACGAAUUUGCCAAAACUCAUGAUCUCAUAGAUUUAAUCGAGUCAUGCAAAUCAGUAAUGCAGGAAAAGACAUCUGAAGUUAUUACAAACUCAUUCUUCCCAAAAAUACAAUUAACGACGCUAUUGAUGAUAUUGGAGCAAAACAUGCUCAACAUAUCUGAAAUUACAUUGUUCAAAUCAAUUGAAUUUUGGAUUAAGGAAGAAUUAGAAAGACGAGGAUUGACCGAAAGUCAAGACAGUACUGAAAAACAAGAAUUGUACAAUGAAAUAAUGCCUAAACUUUGCUUUCUCAGCAUGACAUCUCAGGAGUUUUCUGAAGGUCCUGCAGAAAAGCAGGAUGCUUUCAAAGGAACAGAUGUUGGCCAUACUUCUCAACAUAUCAACGAACAAUACUUCUUUUCCAAUGCCUGAUGGAUUUUGUUUGUCGAAACGAGUCAGUUUUCAGCCGAGGCUUGAUGAUGGCAUGUAUUUCAUGUAGGACAAACUCUGUAGCAUAUGCUCACAUGAAAUACACGAAAGUCUGAUAAAUAUCGAAUCCAGUGAAAACAUACAGCUGAAUGGUGUAAUGGCAUGUACAUUUUUUAAAAGUUUUUUUUACGUACUUUUUUACAUGUACGUUUUAUUAAUGCAUUUUGUA
Messenger RNA from Cimex lectularius (bed bug), 2053 nucleotides. Its product is annotated as TD and POZ domain-containing protein 1-like. Bases 1003 to 1827 code for a protein of 274 amino acids. Gene Ontology annotation, cellular component: cytosol; P-body. The transcript is spliced from 5 exons. Gene Ontology annotation, biological process: neurogenesis. Gene Ontology annotation, molecular function: protein binding. The record is from RefSeq and is a predicted model, not a curated record. NCBI's taxonomy places the organism in Eukaryota, Metazoa, Arthropoda, Insecta, Hemiptera, Cimicidae.